AGCGACUAACUGAUCAAGCGCUGAAAGCAGAUUAAACGGUUAAACUGAAGUGCGUCUCUGUGAAACUCCCGGUGGACUAACCCACCUUCACUUUAUUUAUUUACCGGCCCAAUGACUCUUCUGUCUUCACCGGCGACGGAUAGUUCAUGAAAAUGUUACUCUUCGUGUGAGAUCUGGGGACCUCUUGAAGCUCCAAUCAUGGCAGCAAACAAGAGCCUAUGUUUGAUGGAGAGGACCACUGGAUCAAGAAGGAAAAGCUCUUACACUGUCUGGAAUUCACCACUGAUGAAACAAGAACUCUGAACUGUUCUCCUUGGUCAUAUUAACCUGCCAAAGUUCAGGUGUAAAACAUCGACUUAGAUGCAGUGCAAAUGGAUAAAACAAAAACUUCAAAAUCACACACACUGGAUAUAUUUAUGCUGAGCAAGCCAAUGAAGUAAAAAUAUUUAUUCAAUGUUAGCGAUCAUAUGAAAAGAAUGAUUAAGUCAAAUAUUUUGAAGAAUUGGUAUUGAAGCUAUGGAAAAGUUCCUCUUUGGUGGGGCAACAUAUCAUCUGACUGUAAGUGGUCCAAUGGUGAGCUUUUACUCAGUGUUUAGCUAAAUGGAGGAGCGGGACCGCAGUCGCUCACCAUCUCGCAGGACCAGCAGAGUAGAGCAGGUGGUGGGACGCUGGCUUCGCCGCUCCAGAGAGUCCAUCAGCCGAGAGCGUGUAUUAGAAGAUGGACAGGUUACUGACAAUGGCUCUCAGGAGCAGAGGAGCUGCACUCUUCGAGUCACUGUUAAAAUCCCUCUUGACUCCACCCUUAACUCCCAUGGUUUUACUGUAUCAACACACACUCCACCACAGGUGCUGGACGUGACAGAAGGAGGCCCUGCUGAUGGAAAGCUGGUUCCUGGUGACCAACUUUUCAAAAUAAACAACAUUACUGUUGAAGAUCUUUCUACAGAGCAGGCCGCUGACAUCAUCAGAGAAUGUCAGAACACAGUAAUAUUGACUGUCCUGAGAAAUACAUUGGGACCAAAGUCGUCCUUCAUAACUCCAGAGAAGAGAGCCAAGCUGAAGUCCAACCCUGUUAAAGUGAGGUUUGCAGAGGAGGUGGUGGUCAACGGUCACUCACAGGGCAAUUCUCUGCUGUUCCUGCCUAAUGUUCUGAAGGUCUAUCUGGAGAACGGCCAAACGAAGGCUUUCAAGUUUGAAUCUAAAACCACUGUUAAGGACAUAGUGAUGACUCUGAAGGAGAAACUGUCAAUAACCCGUAUAGAACACUUCUCCCUAGUACUGGAACAACAAUACAGCAUCAGCAAACUCUAUCUACUGCAUGAGGAAGAGAUUAUUCAAAAGGUGGUUGAAAAAAAGGAGACACAUGACUACAGGUGUCUGUUCCGUGUCUGUUUUCUACCCAGAGACUUUAAAAGCAUGCUUACAGAAGAUCCUGUGGGCUUUGAGUAUCUGUACUUACAGAGUGUGAGUGAUGUAUUACAGGAGAGAUUCGCUGUAGAGAUGAAAUGUAAUACAGCUCUCAGACUGGCUGCUCUACAUGUACAGGAAAAGCUAGCCAGCAGUGGACAAUCCCUUAAAACACCACUUAAAGCUAUCAUGAAGGAGUGGGGUAUUGAAAGCUUUGUGUCCCACACCUUACUGCGCAACAUGAGAGAAAAGGACUUAAAGAAAGCCAUCAGUUACCACAUGAAAAAGAUUCUGUCUCAGGAGCCCAAGCAAAAGAUGAUCUCAGUGGAUCAAGCUAGACUGAACUACAUGAAUGAGAUGUCUGAACUCAAGUCAUAUGGAGGAAAAGCUUUUAGCGCCACUAUGAUGGUAAGAGAUGUAUUCUGCAUCUUAAUAGCCACUUUCAGGCAUGAAAUCCAUUAAAGUGCUGUAACAAUU
Molecule: messenger RNA, 1884 nt
Organism: Danio rerio (zebrafish)
Lineage: Eukaryota; Metazoa; Chordata; Actinopteri; Cypriniformes; Danionidae
Source: RefSeq, a predicted model, not a curated record